AUGGCUUCCACUAAUGCCGAGGGCGUCAAGCUUAUCAGCAUCACCACCUCGGAUGGCGUCAACAUGCAGGUCGAGCGCCCCGUUGCCGAGCGCUCCAUCCUGAUCAAGAACUUGCUCGAGGAUCUCGGCGGUGAAUCCGACGAGUCCAUCCCCAUUCCCAACGUAAACGAAGCCGUGAUGAAGAAGGUGCUCGAGUGGUGCACCCACCACAAGAACGACCCGCCCGCCACCCAGGACGACGACUCGGACUCGCGCAAGAAGUCGACCGACAUUGACGAGUGGGACCAAAAGUUCAUGCAGGUCGACCAAGAGAUGCUCUUUGAGAUCAUCCUCGCCGCCAACUACCUCGACAUCAAGGCCCUCCUCGAUGUUGGCUGCAAAACAGUCGCCAACAUGAUCAAGGGAAAGUCGCCCGACGAGAUCCGUAAGACGUUCAACAUUCAGAAUGACUUCACCCCCGAGGAGGAGGAGCAAAUCCGCCGAGAGAACGAGUGGGCCGAGGACCGCUAA
Messenger RNA from Bipolaris oryzae ATCC 44560, 510 nucleotides. RefSeq lists its product as uncharacterized. The coding region runs from base 1 to 510 and encodes 169 amino acids. Lineage: Eukaryota; Fungi; Ascomycota; Dothideomycetes; Pleosporales; Pleosporaceae. Gene Ontology annotation, cellular component: cytoplasm; nucleus. The record is from RefSeq and is a predicted model, not a curated record. Gene Ontology annotation, biological process: mitotic cell cycle; SCF-dependent proteasomal ubiquitin-dependent protein catabolic process. The transcript has 2 exons. Gene Ontology annotation, molecular function: cullin family protein binding.